Molecule: messenger RNA, 2438 nt
Organism: Ceraceosorus guamensis
Lineage: Eukaryota; Fungi; Basidiomycota; Exobasidiomycetes; Ceraceosorales; Ceraceosoraceae
Exons: 5
Coding region: 145-2340 (731 amino acids)
Biological process (GO): cytoplasmic translational initiation
Cellular component (GO): eukaryotic translation initiation factor 2B complex; guanyl-nucleotide exchange factor complex
Molecular function (GO): translation initiation factor activity; guanyl-nucleotide exchange factor activity
Source: RefSeq, a predicted model, not a curated record
CCACAAAUCACGCAACCCCACCACAAUCAAGAAUCAAACGUCCAAUCGCUCAAGCAACUCCUGAAUGCACCUCAACAACCAGGAGAGCGACGGCAAAGCAGGCUAAGCUACGCUACCCUGCCCUCGCAAUCGUGAAUCGUCGCAAUGUCCUGGCCAAGCUUGUUGACGCCGGUGCUAUUCAGCGGAACGGGUGAGGGACUGUACCCGCUGUGCGACUCGACAUAUGACCAGGCGCAAGGAGAAGCGUCGACAUCGGCCAGAGGCGGAGGCGGAGGCGCGAGCUUGCGACCGCUUAGCAAGGCGCUGCUACCGCUAGCCAACAGACCGGUAGCGGCGUACGCACUGCAAAGCAUCCUCACCUCCCUGCCCGACUGUCGCUACGCCAUCCUAUUUGCUCCGUGCGCCGAGCACGCCGACAUCUCAAAGACGCUGCAAGCAUACAGGCUCCUCCUGCCCCCCUCUCAUCGAUCCAAGCAAGCAUCUCUGCAGCCCAACAAUACUCGCACUGGAGCGAAGCAAGCGCAAGCGCAAGCGCAGUCGCAGUCGCAGUCCAACUCCAUCGGCAUUCACAUCGUCGACGGCUUGAAAGUGCGUCCGGACCGAUCUCCUAGUCAGCUGGACCAUGCCGCCGCUUCCUCCCUGCCAGGUCUGCCUACAUCACGCGCUAGCGAUACCUUUAAAGUCCAUCUCUUGCCCCUUGGGCCCUAUGAAAAGGAGCUGGCUGGGGGUGGAUCAGCAACAACCCUGCAGACAGAUGCGGCGAAUGAUGAUAAUGAUGAUGACGACGACGACCACGACGACGACGAGGAGGAGGCAAAGGAGAAAGACUAUAGAAGGAUUCCAAAGCUCGGAACUGCAGAGCUGCUCAGGUGGGCUUUUGAGUUGGGCAAGGUGGAGUCUGAUCCCCUCGUGCUUCCCAUCGAUCUGCUCAACCCGUAUUCACCCCUCACUCGCCUCAUUGCCGCCCACAUCGAAGCCGGCAUCGGAUCGAUCGCACAGGAUGAGGAUGCGGAUCAAAUUGCAAAACCAGCUCUGACAUGCAUGCUGUACGAGGCAGGAGCUGGCGAUGGCACGGGCAAGGAGAGAGAAAAGGAGGGCCCAGCAAAGCUCCUUUGCGCUUACUCUGCAGACUCUUUCAAGCAAGAGAUGGGUCACUGUCUAUCAUCCCCAGCCUCGUCACUCAGCUCUUCGACGGACGCAGUGUGGGGCUCUUUGCGCUCUUCUCAUCGCUUGCUCCACCUCUCGCACUUAUCCGAUAAUGAGGAUGGCCUAGCACUACGCUGCGCGGUCGCGCAGCGAACCAAUAAGCUCAGAGUGAGCACCAACUUGCUGGACAGUCACAUUUACAUCUUGGACAAGAGAAAAACGGAGAGGCUGCUCAAUGCUAGAAAGGCGCUGACCAGUCUGAGAGAGCACGUCGUGCCUCUGCUGAUCAAAGCUGGCUAUCAGAGGGGGCUGUGGGACAAGGCUGUGAGGUCUGGAACGGAUGCGAGGCAAGACGCGAAAGAAGACGCAGACGACGAAUUUGGCGAUGGGGAUGCUGCCAAGCCUCUGCAUCCCUUGUCGACUGCAUUGCAGCAGAGCAGCGUUUUGAUACAUCCCAAUGCUGCAUCGGUGCUCGGCGGUCGAUCGACGGCGGGAGGCUCGAAGCGCGACGGAUCUGCAUCGAGAGCUGCAUCCUCAAUCACCUGCGUCGCCCUCAUCCAACGGCUCGAUGCGCCGUCUGACUAUGGCGCGCAAGCAGCUUCACCUGCAGCAAAGGAGCGCAGAUUCUUUGCCAGAGCAAACACGGUGCCGACGUUUCUGGAGUGCAACCGUUGGCUCCUCAAAGCUCUAUCGUCACCCAAUAGCUUGCCGCAAGGUUUCGUGCUGCCCAUCUCGACGUUUGAGCCAAACUUCAUCGAAGCGCAGCAAAUCAACCCCUCGGCGCAAGUCUCAACAGACACCAUUCUUCCAUUUGCUCCGCGUUUCGCUUCGGAUGCUGCGGGUUCGGAGACGUUUGCGGGUGCUUCUUCUUCCAGCAAGCACCAAUCGUUGCUGACGCUCGGCGACCGCUGCGCGCUCAAAAAGUGCAUCGUUGGACCGGGAUGCGCGAUCGGCAAGGGCGCAAAGCUGACGGGCUGCGUGUUGAUGCAGGGAGUCAAAGUUGGGGACAACGUCAAGCUGGACUCGGUCAUUCUUUGCCCAGGUGCCACGAUUGGAGACAGGUGCAACCUAAAGGAUUGCGAUGUGGCCACCGGCGUUCACGUUCUGCCUGAUACGCAGGCAAAAAACGAAAAGAUCACUGUCGGAGCGGCAGGCGGCGGAUCGACCGCAACGACCUCUGCACUUAGUCUAUAAUCGCGCACGCGCGUUGUAAUUGCUCCGCAUCCGCGCCAACGUGAUUCUUUUUGUGUGUAUCUGAUCAAUUGUGACGCCAUACACGCCCGCGCUCAUGU